Hippopotamus amphibius kiboko is the source of this 1525-nucleotide messenger RNA. It is a transcript of the gene GUK1, whose product is annotated as guanylate kinase 1. Gene Ontology annotation, biological process: purine nucleotide metabolic process. Gene Ontology annotation, molecular function: GMP kinase activity. The transcript has 10 exons. The coding region runs from base 648 to 1244 and encodes 198 amino acids. Lineage: Eukaryota; Metazoa; Chordata; Mammalia; Artiodactyla; Hippopotamidae. The record is from RefSeq and is a predicted model, not a curated record. Gene Ontology annotation, cellular component: cytosol.
GCGGCCCCUCCCAGGAGAGCGAAGGUUCCGGCGCGCGCAGGGCCUCCGUGGGGCGUCCGGCCCCGGGCUCAUAUGUGGCAGUCUGAAUCCGCGGCGGAGAGGCGGGGACGGCCGCUGCUCGCGUGCGAGGCGCCGCCGGAGCCCGUGCUGAGCGCAGGUGUCGUGGACCUGUCGCAGGGACUCGUGGAGCAGCGCCUGUGAAUUCUGAGAUCUCGCCAGACACCGAAACGGCCCUCGGCGGCCCCCAGCGGUUCCCAGAGUUGCGUCUCAGCGCCAGCAAAGCUGGGGAGACAAGGAUAGGGUAGUGCGUCUUUUCCUGGAGACAAAGGCUAGAACUAAGGAUCUGAUGUGGGACUGAAUCCCGUUUCUUCUUCUUGAUGGAAAGAUGCCCAGGUGCAGCCGUGUGGAGCCGUGACAGGGCCGAGUCCUCCACAGUGUGGCUUCUUGUCAACCCUUUUGAGGGCCAAGCUUCCUCUCAGGGAAGGCAUGUUCUCACCCCACAGUGGGGAGAGGAAGUGAGAAGAAAAUUGCUGGCUGCAUUGUGGCUGUCCCACUUCAGUGGGCUGCAGGCGCCGUGCCCCUGCCCCCAGGGUUCCUGACAUGGGGGAGAAAGCCAGAUGGAAACCAGCGUUUUGAGCUAAGAUGGGAUGUCAGGACCAAGGCCUGUUGUCCUGAGUGGACCCUCAGGGGCUGGGAAGAGCACCCUACUGAAGAGACUCCUGCAGGAACACGGCAGCAUCUUUGGCUUCAGCGUGUCCCACACCACGAGGAACCCGAGGCCAGGAGAGGAGAACGGCAAAGAUUACUACUUUGUGACCAGGGAGGUGAUGCAACGGGACAUUGCCGCCGGAGACUUCAUCGAGCACGCUGAGUUCUCGGGGAACCUGUAUGGGACCAGCAAAGCAGCUGUGCGGGCCGUGCAGGCCAUGAACCGCAUCUGCGUGCUGGACGUGGACCUGCAGGGCGUGCGCAACAUCAAGAAGACCGACCUGCAGCCCAUCUACAUCUUUGUGCAGCCACCCUCACUGGAUGUCCUGGAGCAGCGGCUGCGGCAGCGGAAUACGGAGACAGAGGAGAGCCUGGCCAAGCGCCUGGCGGCCGCCCGGGCUGACAUGGAGAGCAGCAAAGAGCCGGGCCUGUUUGACCUCAUCAUCGUCAACGACAGUCUGGACAAGGCCUACUGGGCCCUGAAGGAGGCGCUCUCCGAGGAAAUAAAGAAGGCUCAAGCCACUGGCCACUCCUGAGGAGGCCCGCCAGCUGUAUCUUCUUAGGCGGGGCCUAGGGCCUGGCGCCCGUACCCAGCAGGCCAGGGUCUCCUGGCGGUGGCUCUGCUCACCUCAGCUGGCACCCAGGGGUUGGGGUGCUGCCCAUCUUCCCUCACUCCCCCACUGUGGAUGGAGGACCUUGUCUCUCACCCUGACUCCCCAAGUCCGUUUCUAGGCUUCAUCCCCACCCCACCCUAUCAGCCCCCCUCCCGUGGAAGCUGGGCCAAUAUCCAAAUAAAGAAGUGCUGGGUUAGAGUGUC